This is a messenger RNA of Monodelphis domestica (gray short-tailed opossum), 1690 nucleotides long. NCBI's taxonomy places the organism in Eukaryota, Metazoa, Chordata, Mammalia, Didelphimorphia, Didelphidae. The record is from RefSeq and is a predicted model, not a curated record.
UCCAGUGAGUCCCUGAGUUUGGGCUCAAAGAGAAGCUCUUCCAUUAGGCAUUACAAAGCUUUGCACUCAGGACUUGGGAGCCGGGCUGGUCUGGACCGGGCAGAAUUGGGGGGAAAUGGGAAAUGCUGAUUCAGCAGUCUCCCCCCAAGUCUUGGGUGUUUCUCUGAAGCUCCCAGGAGAGCAGUUAGAAGUCCCCAGGCUAGUUUCCGAUUUUCUGCAGGUUAGCACUCAGAAGUCUUUGGUGCUUUGGUAUACUUGACCCGAGUCCUUUCUAGGCACCCAAUAGGAGUUGAGCCUAAACUGUCAGUAAUUCCUCCCAUCCCGCGGCCUGACCGGAAUUUGCCUGGGGGGUUGGUUCGGGCCAGGAGGAGGCGGAAGCAGCUCCUAGGCAGGCUGGCGGAAGGGUGUUGUUCACCUUGCUAGGGUCUGCUUAUUUCCCAGUGGCGAUCGGACACCAUGCCCUGCCAUAACCAGCAGCUCGGCCCUCCGGCCGCAGCCACCUCCCCGUGCCCGGAGCCCGUGGCCCCCGGCGACGGGCCCGGGCAGGAGCCAGCAGGAGGCCGGGGUAAGCUGCCGGCGGCAAACGGGGCGGAUAACGCUGGGGGACCUCUGGCGGAAGACUGCGAGUCCCAGGGGCUCUUCUGCCACCAGCUUGGGCCGCAGCUCAAAGUGCUGCCCAUGAACGACCAGAUCCGGGAGCUGCAGACCAUCAUCCGGGCCAAGACGGCCAGCCGCGGGGACUUCGUAUUUUCCGCCGACCGUUUGAUCCGGCUGGUGGUGGAAGAGGGCCUGAACCAGCUGCCCUACGAGCGGUGUACCGUGACCACGCCGACCGGCCACAAGUACGAGGGUAUCAGUUUUGAGAAGGGCAACUGCGGUGUGAGCAUCAUGAGGAGUGGGGAGGCCAUGGAGCAUGGCCUGCGCGACUGCUGCCGCUCCAUCCGCAUCGGCAAGAUUCUCAUCCAGAGCGACGAGGACACCCAGAGGGCCAAGGUCUAUUACGCCAAGUUCCCCCCGGACAUCGAGCGCAGGAAGGUCCUGCUCAUGUACCCCAUCCUGAGCACGGGGAACACCGUCAUCGAGGCCGUGAAGGUCCUCAUAGAGCACGGAGUGCAGCCCAGCGUCAUCAUCGUGCUCAGCCUCUUCUCCACGCCCCACGGCGCCACGUCUAUCAUCCGGGAGUUCCCAGACCUCAGGAUCCUAACCACCGAGGUCCAUCCUGUUGCGCCCACACACUUUGGGCAGAAGUAUUUCGGGACAGAUUAAGGUUUCCCCGUAUGAUGUCAUGAGGUCAUUGAGUUUCCUCUUGGCCCAUUUCCGUUGGGAAAUGGAAUGAGCCGGUGAAGGGGAAGCACUGCUUAAAUGGACUUCUUUUUCUGGGCCAGAUGGGAAAUACUGGCGGUUUCUUCGUUUCAUUUGGUUGUUUCUUGACUGUUGGACCCUAGUGUGGCCACGAAGCACCCUCAGUUCUUUAGAAUCGAUGGGAAUUUAAAAACUGUGUAUAUUAUGCAAAUUGCUGGACUUUUCAGUCAGAUAAUUUAGCCUCUGAGGUUUACUGAUGUUACAAAUAAAACCAAAAAAGAGUUCUCCCAGCCUGGUUGGGACUUGCAUUGUGUUCUGUUUGCUAAGAGAGAGAAAAUUGAGAAGGAGAGGAAGAGACACACUUGAAAAGCUGAGAAAAUUGGGAAGG